Messenger RNA from Cuscuta epithymum, 1053 nucleotides. The record is from the annotation of a GenBank genome assembly. NCBI's taxonomy places the organism in Eukaryota, Viridiplantae, Streptophyta, Magnoliopsida, Solanales, Convolvulaceae.
UAGUAUCCCAUGAGAAAAUGUUUGGAAUAUACACAUACCACGCCUCAUUGAAUGCUCUCGAAAAACUAUAUAUAUGCUCCCUCCCAAGCAUGAUACCACAUCCAAGUCGAGAAAGCACUAAAACCCCCUAGAGAAGUUCUGAAAUUGAAAUUUUCCUCUGCUGCAAUCAAGUUUUUGAGUGUGGAAAAGAAGAAGAAAUGGGGAGCGUGGUGAAGGGUUUGGAUGUGGAGAGGUACAUGGGGAGGUGGUAUGAGAUUGCUUCGUUCCCGUCAUUAUUCCAGCCCAAGGAUGGGGUGGACACCCGGGCGACGUACAAGCUCAACCCAGACGGUACAAUCCAUGUGUUGAAUGAGACUUGGAAUAACGGGAAGAGAGAUUUCAUCGAGGGAACUGCUUACAAAGCUGAUCCCAAGAGUGAUGAGGCUAAGCUUAAGGUUAAGUUUUAUGUUCCUUCUUUCUUGCCCCUCAUCCCUGUCACAGGAGACUACUGGGUUUUGUUCAUAGACAAGGAUUAUCAGUAUGCUCUCAUUGGUCAUCCUCUCAGAAGCUAUCUUUGGAUCCUGUGCCGGAGUCCUCGGCUUGACAAUGCGACCUACAACCAGUUGGUUGAGAUGGCAAAAAAUGAAGGGUAUGAUGUAAAUAAGCUUCACAAGACGCCCCAAUCUGCUACUCCCCCAGAAGUCCAGAGUGCAUCGAAUGGCAAGGGAAUUCAGUGGAUAAAAUCCCUCUUCAGAAGGUAAAGAGUGGCAAUAAAAACAGCAAUAACAACAGCAAAGGGUUCAUUGUGUACAGAACAAUAAUAAAGAGAGCUUCAUAGUUGCCUACUACAGACAGAUAUGAGCGUCUCCGAUUUGUGCAUAGUAUAGACACUUUUCAUUUAAACUUAUCGAAUCAAAUGUUGUUUCAUAUUAAUUUGGUAUAGAUGUUUUCUGGACCAAAUCUGUAUUUUCUUUUCAGUUCAAUAAAAACCUAUUCACACUAAUAAGUUUCUUCAAACUUUAUAAUUCAUAUUUUGUUGGCAGAGAUUAAUAGUGAAGUGUUAACCACUCUAUA